This is a messenger RNA of Lucilia cuprina (Australian sheep blowfly), 497 nucleotides long. RefSeq lists its product as uncharacterized. The coding region runs from base 38 to 475 and encodes 145 amino acids. The record is from RefSeq and is a predicted model, not a curated record. NCBI's taxonomy places the organism in Eukaryota, Metazoa, Arthropoda, Insecta, Diptera, Calliphoridae. The transcript has 7 exons.
UUUAAUAAAAAUUAACAAACAUUAAAAAUCUUCAACCAUGAACUUUAACAAAUAUUUUACCAUUUUUGUCCUUAUGGUCUUGUGCCUGUUGGGUCAACAGGCUGUCAAGGCUCAUAGCAUUUUUGGAGAAUUGAAAAAGGAUGUGGAAAGAGAUGCCCAUAAAGUAGGUGCUAAAUUGGACAAUGUUGGCGAUAAAGUGUUAGGUGAAGUUCAUGAAACUGGUGCUCAACUGGAACAUAUCGGCGAUAAAAUGAAAAGUGAUGUUGAGGAUACUGGUGCCAAAUUGGUUGAUAGUGGUAAAAGUGUGGUCAGCGAAGUUCACGGAGUAGGAACUGCAUUGAAAAAUGAUGGCAAAGAAGUGAUUAAGUCGGCAAAGAAAGCUGUUAAAGUCUACAAAAUCGCUAAAACUGUCCAAACAGCUGGAAAGGUUGUAGGAGUAGUUGGCACUAUUAUUGGUAAACUUCAAGACGCCUAAAUAUUUUCUUCUAUAAAUACGA